Hermetia illucens (black soldier fly) is the source of this 996-nucleotide messenger RNA. RefSeq names its product cuticle protein 16.5-like. NCBI's taxonomy places the organism in Eukaryota, Metazoa, Arthropoda, Insecta, Diptera, Stratiomyidae. The record is from RefSeq and is a predicted model, not a curated record. Bases 124 to 765 code for a protein of 213 amino acids. The transcript is spliced from 3 exons.
UGGAUAUCAAUCUGAGAUAAGUUAACAAACGAUUGUGCGAUUGUUAACUAAGUAUCAAACUUCAUUUCUACAUAUAGUAUUCUGUUAAGUUUGUAGUUUCUUUUUUAAAACAAACCAAUCACCAUGAAAUUCUUGAUCUUAUGCACUCUUUUGGCCGCCGCUAAUGCCGCUCCAGGAUUCCUUCAUGGAGGAUACGGACAUGGAGGAUAUGGAGGUGGUUAUGCUGUUGCAGCCCCAGCACAAGUAGCCGUGGCUCAAGCUCCUGCCGUUGUUGCUGCUCCAGCUCCAGCAGUUUAUGCAGCCCCAGCCCCGCAAGUUUACGCCGCCCCAGCUCCAGCAGUUUACGCAGCCCCAGCUCCAGCAGUUUAUGCGGCCCCAGCUCCAGCUCCAGUUGCCAUUGCCCAGGCUGCUCCUGCCGUAGCAGUCGCUGCUCCAGCUGCCACCAGUUACUCAACCUUCAGUCAGGUCCAUGUCUCCCACCCACAACCAAUCAUCAAAUACGCUGCUGCUGCUCCCGCAGUAGCUGUUGCGCAACCCGUUGUUAAGGCUGUAGUAUCUCAACCAGUUGCUGUAGCUCAACCAGUCGCUGUAGCCCAACCAGUUGCCGUAGCUCAACCAGUUGCCGUAGCUCAACCAGUUGCCGUAGCUCAACCAGUGGCCGUAGCCCAACCAGCCUACGUUAAAUCAUACUCUGCCCCUGCCUAUGUAAAAUCCUAUUCUGCACCAGCCAUCAGCUAUGGUGGUGGUUAUGGUCACCCAUGGUAAAUUUUCCAGCAGAAACACCAAACGGAGAACAGAUAAUUGCUAGGUUGAUGUGAUUCCAUCGAAGAACACCAACAGUUGAAUUAAGGAUUAUCACCGGCAUAUAUGACAACAAUCCGUAUUUCGUCUUAUCUCAAACUACAUAUUAUGAUAUAUUAAAUGUUUAAUUUAUUUAAAUCAGAAAUGAAAAGGAUUAAAAAUAUAUUCCCUAAAAAUAGGAUAUUAUUCAUUUUA